AAAAAACAUUAGCAAGCAAAAGAAAGGAACUUCACAAUGCGUUUGCCACUUCAAAGUCAGCCGCCAAUAGAGAUGCGACAGCGUAACAAUACGAUGUCUUCGGAUAAUGGGGAGGUAUAUAAAGUCGACCGCGCCAUCUAUCGACAAGAAGUGUUUGAUGAAACCCAUGGGUUCACAGGGACUCUCCCCACGCCUAUGAAAACACGCCUAAAGAAAGCGCUUAUAUCAAGAUGCAGCUGCACAGCAAAGAAGUUUAUCAUGCAUCACCUGCCUUUCAUCCAUAUUUUGAGGUAUUACAAGAUUCCAAGAUGGAUCCCCGGAGAUCUCAUUGGAGGUUUAACAAUCGGAAUUAUGAACCUUCCACAGAGUAUUGCCUAUGCCUUAUUGGCCAGUUUGCCACCAAUCAUGGGGCUGUACACAACCUUUUUCCCGGCGGUUUGUUAUUUUUUCCUCGGGACAUCGCGGCAUAUCUCUGUCGGAUCUGAGAGUGUCAUUGCCUUGAUGGUCGGUUCUGUCGUUGAAAGAGAGAUUAUCAACUUCAAACACAGUGCCAUGGCAGAAAUGGGAAACAGCACGUCAAAUGCCACGGAACUCUUCUCAGAUGACCACGAUGGCUUUAGCGAUGAUGACCCAGAACUUAUCAAGUAUAAGGUUGGCAUCGCACUGACCUUGACCUUUCUCACGGGUCUGUGGCAGUUAGUCAUGGGCGUGUGCGGCCUUGGUUUCCUGGCUCACUACCUAUCAGAUACCCUUAUCAGUGCUUUCACAACCGGAGCAGCCAUGUUGACUUUCACUUCGCAGAUCAAAUACGUGUUCGGGAUAAAGGUACCCACUCAGCAUGCACCCUUCAAGGUUAUGAAGACAUAUUACCAUCUGGCUUUGAAUCUUUUUGACACCAAUGUUGCCGAACUCCUCGUGUCAAUGAUAACCAUAGCCUCGUUGUUAAUAGUGAAGGAGUGCAUCAAUUCCCGUUGCCAAAGAACCAAACUGAAAAUGCCAGUGCCAAUAGAGCUGCUUGUGGUUGUUGUUGGCACAUUGGUGUCUUUCACGAGCAAUCUCCCUGACAAUUAUGGCGUAGCUAUCGUUGGAGAUAUACCUACAGGAAUCCCCGCUCCCACGUUGGAACCGCUGAAUAAUCUCCGUUACCUGUGGCUGAUUAUUGAUGCCUUCUGGAUAGCUCUGAUCUCUUUCACCAUCUCAGUAUCUCUGGGGAAGCUGUUGGGGAAGUUGCAUGAUUAUGAAAUUAAUCCUGAUCAAGAGCUUUUGGCAUUCGGCGUGUGUAACUCGGUGGGCUCACUUUUCAGUACUUUCUGUUGUGGAGGUGCUAUGUCUAGGAGUAUGGUUCAACAUUCCAUGGGUGUUAACACUCAGCUGUCGGGUCUCCUGAACAGUAUCUUGACUUUAGUUGUGAUGUUGUUCGUGGGGCCUCUCUUCCGAACUCUACCUCGUUGUAUAUUAGCCUGCAUUGUGUUGGUUGCUUUGAAAGGGAUGUUUAUGCAGUACAAAGAUCUCCCAAAACUAUGGAAUAUAUCAAAAUAUGAUUUUGCUAUGUGGAUAGUAAUGUACCUAGCUGUGCUGCUUCUUGGCGUUGAUAUCGGUCUUGUUACUGGAGUAGGCUUCUCGCUUUUCACAAUCAUAUUGAGGUCUGCAAGACCAUACUGUUGUUUAUAUGGUCAAGCAGAUGAUUCUGACAUAUACAGAGACAAUACAAAAUAUGAAUAUGUGAAAGAGCUUGAUGGAAUCAAAAUAUUUCAUUUUGAGGCCUCGUUGUAUUACGCCAAUGCAGAUCACUUUCGUCGAUCCCUGUUCAAGUUGACCAAUGCAAACCCGCUGGCACUGAAGAAAGAUAGGAGGAAAUUUGGUAAAAGAAAGCGCAGAUUCGAGGAACGCGUGCAGAAGCAGCUGAGGAAGAAAGAAAAAGACAGUGGGAAACAGGACGAUAAGAAGCCGAGUGGUUCAGAGAGUCAAACCAACUUGUCUCAGACAAGUCUUGAACUCCAAUCGCCGCAACCUUCCCACGUCGUUCCCACACAGGAAAUCCCAACUAUCACGGCUGGUCGUCCAACUGUUAGGCCCUUCAGAAGAUUGGACACUACCUACGGGAUCAACAUCGCCCCCAUUUCCAACACGGCCCCUGCACCACCUGCCAACACCAGUGAAUAUCAAGAAGCACAACCAAGUGGACCCAUGAGCUUUUUGAAGAAGGCACUACACUUUAGGAAGGACAGAGUGAGACUAGAUUCCGAGUUUAGUGUGAAAGUCAAUCCUGUUAGAGCCCAAGAUUAUCAUGAGGGCACCCCCCAAACAUCAAUGGAUCCCCGGCCGGUUGUAAGCGGCAGAUAUCUACAAGCUAUCGAGGAAGACCCAGAGACUGGAGGUUAUGAGGAAUACCACAUGUCGGACGAUAUCCCUGUGUUUGAAGAGGAGCCACCGAAUUUUGAUAUUAGCCAUAUAGUUCUUGACUGCUCAGCCAUGAUGUACACCGACGCCGUUGGUGUCAAGGUCCUUAAUCAGGUUAUAAAUGAUUACAAAAACGUUGAUGUGAUGGUGCUUUUAGCAGAUUGCAGAGCCAAUUUCAGAGAGAUGCUGAAAAGGAUAGGCUUCUUUGAGAGUAAUCCAACAGACAUCAUUUUCCUCACCAUCCAUGAUGCCGUGAUGCAUGCCAUAUACGAACAAAAUGAAUUGUCCACAGAAGAUGACGACAUCAACAGUACUAGCGGGGACAGCGGCCAUUCCGAGGAUACGAACAGCCAUUCCGAGUUAUCGUCCUCUCACAACCAGGACGUUGAGAAGGCUUCUAAGAAAUCUUCGGAACACUCUAAAUCCAGCAGUAAGAAGAAAACGGAAAGUGAAGGAAGUGCCAAAAGUAAUAAGGAGAAUGAUAAAACAAACACCCAAGGUCAUGUUAAUGAGGGUUAUGAUAGCCAUGACAGCGAGGACGACCGCACGGUAGAGAUAGCUCAGGAUAAAUUUUUCCUCCCAGCUUAAGGACAGACAAAAUAUUUUUUAAAAAACUGUAUUCCAAUCUCGAGGAGAAGGCAUCUUGAUAUCAUGGCAACAUGAAUUGCCGCUUCUUGUUGGGACAUUGCUACAGCCUCAAAAAAUAUUUUAAUAAUUGUAACCGAGUUUCAAAGCGGCUAAAAGGCAUAUAGGGCUAUGUUUUAUACAAUGGAUUCGGUUUUUGGGAUUGACCACCUUCAUAUGAGUUAUGUGUAAUUUGUGUGCAAUAAUUUUACCGAGUAAGGGGCAUUUAAAAAAAUGCAUCGACAUUAAAAAACACACUUGUAGGUCCCUGGCGUCUAGAAUUCGUCCAAGACGAAAGUUCAGUAAAUUUAAAACGUGCUUAGAUAGCUAAGACAUUUAUAUUUAAUGACGUUUUUGGAUGUAGGGUUCUAGUACCGAACACAUCGAAAGCCGUACCAUGGUAUAAUCCUUGCCAAUGAUUGGUGCUCUAUACAUUGGAAUAUAGCAUAUGAUACCUGUGAUAUAUCUUGCAAUAACUUAAUAAGAUAUGUUGGCAGUAAGUGUAGUAUUAUAUUAUUUUUAUAAUCUUAAAUAUAUUCAUAUUUAAACUAAUUCGGUAUAUUCGGUAACGUUUAUGUCCUGUCAGUGUGAAAAGGGGUGCAGUAUUAUAUUAGUAACACAAGGGGAACAGUCGGUGGUGAUAUUGAUUUCAACAGAAUGAUGCCAAUGUUGUGUGUAUAAUACAUACACAAUUAUAUAGAAUUGCAAGACGGAAGAAAAACUGUAGCUUCGAAACAAAGAGCAAUUGCCUUUUUUCUAUAAACUCUGGAAAAUUUUCCAAGAUGUAGGUUUGACACGACGCAGUUUUAGUUGAUAUUAUUCUACGUUGGUAUAUUUUCAUUGUAAACAUUCCAUGCUUGCUAACUCCUUGUAAAGUCUCAUGGCGCGUAUUAUUAAUUAUGCACAAUAAGAUAUGGUAUGUCACAGUUGGUGCAACAGACCCUUCGCAAAGUAGACGCUGUUUCUGUAAACAUUUCAUGAUGCAAACACUCUUUCUCUGGAGCACAUUUGUUAUUUAUUCUGCACUUUAUGCAUAUUUUACUUUAAAAAUGCAUAUUCACAGGAAAAUAUGUACACAGAUUGGUAUUUCUUAGAAAAUGAUGAUACUUUAUUUAAACCUCAAUUGAUGUUAAGGGCGUGCGUCCCUGUGUUUUUUUU
Molecule: messenger RNA, 4182 nt
Organism: Lingula anatina
Lineage: Eukaryota; Metazoa; Brachiopoda; Lingulata; Lingulida; Lingulidae
Product: prestin-like
Biological process (GO): transmembrane transport
Cellular component (GO): membrane
Source: RefSeq, a predicted model, not a curated record